AGGUGGGCUGUUUGUUGUUUAUGGGUUAGCUUAAUUUGCGUAAACAUCAGUCAGAGUGGCGUGUGGCCGAACAGUGCGAACAACAGGAACUCCCGGUUUUUGGUUUCUAGGCAAUAAACUUAUCGGAUGGGUAAACAUGUGCAGAUAAAUAUUCUUCCAUUUGUAUAAGCUGGGAAAAUAGAUCCUUCUCGUUGAAUGAGGCUGCUUAAAUUUAUGAUCCCAUUCAAUUUAUUUAUUUGUUACGAGAGUUUAUUUCAGAAGUCAGAAAAUCCAAACGCUACACAUUCCGGGGAUGUUGUUAGAAAUUAAAGAUGAUGUUAUCAAAAUGACAGGAAUCAUCUUGACGUCGCACGUCUGGGGUUAUCUGGCGGAUACCAAAGGGCGCAAAAAUGUGAUCAUCCUGUCGUUGGCACUCACCUUCGUGUGCUCACUGGUGUCGAGUAUGGCGGGUAAUUUUGUCACCAUCGUGAUUCUCCGGCUGCUCGUUGGAAUGUGCGUUUCAGCACCGUCAGCCACCAUCUACGCGUAUCUGGGUGAGUUUACGAAAACGGAAAAACGAACCAUGAUCAUCUCCUUCGCCAGUGUUGCCGUCGGACUAUCCUCCAUCUACACCGGCAUUCUCGGUUGGCUAGUGCUGUCUUUCGACUGGCGCCUGGAUCUAUGGAGUUUGGUAGAAUUCCGACCGUGGAGGCUACUGAUAAUCCUCUACUCGCUACCCGGUGCGAUUGCUGCCGUCUGGAUGAUUUUCCUGCCGGAAAGUCCCAAGUUCUAUCUCGCACAGGGUCAAGAUGAUUUGGCCUUGCAGGUGCUACAGAAAAUGUACUUGGGCAACAACCCGGGAGCAACGGUAGACGACUAUCCUGUUAAACGGAUAACUCCGGAGGUGUGCGAGGAUGCCAUCGGAUCACAGAGGAAAGGACUUUUGGCUGUUGUGUGUAACAUGUGGGAUCAGACGGUGCCCCUGUUUCAACGACCAAAUCUGACCUACUUUAUUGUGUGCUGUACACUACAGUUCGGGAUGUUUUUUGUCUCCGCCGGAAUGGGAUUAUGGUAUCCGGAGAUUAUCAAUCGAUUAACAUCCGGUACCCAGGGUGGUUCGGAAGCCAUCUGUAACGUUCUGGAAGGAGAGAUCGACCCCGACGAAGAUCUCAUUUCAUACAUGGAUGAAGAAUGCAACGAUCACAUGACGCAAGAUGUGUUUAUUUACGUUAUAGCUUUGGGAUCCAUCUACACCUUCCUCUAUCUUUCUAUUUCCGCAAUUUUGCGCAAAGUCAACCGAGGCUAUAUUUUGUUUUUCAACUUAUUCGUCUCGGGGAUCUCCGGUUUGCUGCUGCUAUUCAUCGAUGACAUGUACUUUGUGCUGAUGCUAUUUUGCUCCUUUAUGGUAUUUGCCGGAAUCUCUAUCUCGUUGGUGAACGGUGUAGCCGUAUCCAUAUUCCCUACCAACAUUAGAGCGAUGGCCGUCUGCUUAAGUCUGAUGAUGGGCCGGCUUGGCAGCGUCGCUGGAACCAAUCUAAUUGGUUUUAUCAUGGAAGAGAACUGCACGGUGACGUUUACACUUUUUGCCGCUUGCUCCCUGGUGGGUGCUAUUUUGACACUGGUGCUUCCAAGGCGGUAGCUUUAUCCUUCCCAGAAGAUCCAGUAAUGCCGUCUUUGGAAAUAAACUUUUUCGCUCUAGUCAAAGUGUAAAAUUGAACAGAUCUGAUUUUUCCGAAAUAAAAGAAAGUUCGAAGAAUGCUUGUUA
This is a messenger RNA of Topomyia yanbarensis, 1744 nucleotides long. RefSeq names its product synaptic vesicle glycoprotein 2B-like. The record is from RefSeq and is a predicted model, not a curated record. Gene Ontology annotation, biological process: transmembrane transport. Gene Ontology annotation, molecular function: transmembrane transporter activity. Gene Ontology annotation, cellular component: membrane. The transcript has 5 exons. Lineage: Eukaryota; Metazoa; Arthropoda; Insecta; Diptera; Culicidae. Bases 293 to 1618 code for a protein of 441 amino acids.